Molecule: messenger RNA, 4240 nt
Organism: Salvelinus sp. IW2-2015
Lineage: Eukaryota; Metazoa; Chordata; Actinopteri; Salmoniformes; Salmonidae
Source: RefSeq, a predicted model, not a curated record
UCUUGCCAUGGAAACACAAUUAUCUAAGUCAAGGAACUCAUGGUAUAGGGUGGGGCUAACUGGUGCUAAGGGCGGAGCUCAAAAUGAAGUUACUGCAAAGAGCUCUAUAAGAAAACGAAUUAGUCGGAGACUAAUGCAGUGUGUUAAACAAAAGCCUGCUGGCAUAUUGCACUGCUCCAGCAAGAUACAACUAUUCCGCUUGAAAACCAACAUAAGUCUUUAGAAUCCAAGAAAAGAGACGAGGAUCUACUUUAACUGACAGGUUUCAGACCCGGGGUGCAGCUCCAUGCCCAGGGGGGCCUUCUCGUGCAGCUCCAUGGCCCAGCUCCAUCGUAUGAGCAGCUACGGCCAGGGUGGUCCAGACCUGGGUCUUGCCUCAGAGGGCAGUGACAGCAUCGGGCGUAAGAACGUCCGCUCACGUUCCCGCCACAAUGACGUGGAGAUGAAGAGCAGUGGAUCCAGCGGGAGCGAGACCGAGUGACACGGCAACGAGAGCCACGGAAGCCAUGGAAACGAGAGCCACGGCAACGAGAGUCAUGGCAACGAGUCGACAGGUAGCUCCAACGGCAACAGCAAGGACUCCGCCCUCCUGGAGUCGUCUGGGAGUAACAAGAGCCCCUCUCCUCCCAGUAGUUCCAAUGCCUUCAGCCUGCUGAGUUCUGUGCAGGACAACCCCUCCACCAGCGGCUGCAGUAGUGAGGAGUCCGCUAAGGCCAAGACCCAGAAGGAGCUGCUCAGGACCGCCAAGCAGCUCAGGACCGCCAAGCAGCUCAGACAUCUCCUGCCUGCUGACAAGAGGAACAAAGGCAACAAGUCCAGCUCCCUAAACACCCUGAAAUACGCACUGCGCUGCGUCAAACAGGUGGAAGCCAAUGAGGAGUACUACCAGCUGCUGAUGACCAAUGACAGUCAGCCAUCAGGCCUGGACGUGUCCUCUUACACCAUCGAGGAGAUAGACAGCAUCACCUCAGAGUACACCCUCAAAAACAAUGACAUCUUUGCUGUAGCUGUAUCUCUGAUCACGGGAAAUAUCGUCUACAUCUCAGACCAGGCCGCCUCCAUCCUCAACUGUAAACGGGGCAUCUUCAAGGAUGCCAAGUUUGUGGAGUUCUUGAUUCCCCAGGACGUUAGUGUUUUCUACAGCUUCACCACGCGCUACCGCCUGCCCUCCUGGAGCAUGUGCACCGGAGCAGAGUCAUCCCGGUCGAACUGCAUGCAGGAAAAAUCGUUCUUCUGUCGGAUCAGUGGGGGUAAGAAGUGUGAKGGGGACCUGCAGUACUACCCAUUCCGUAUGAAACCCUACCUGAUGAAGGUGCAGGAUAAGGUCCAUUCUGAGGACCAGUUCUGCUGCCUCCUACUGGCUGAGAAGGUGCACUCCGGAUACGAGGCUCCCAGAAUCCCUAGUGACAAGCGCAUCUUCACCACCACACACACUCCUAGCUGUGUGUUCCAGGAUGUGGAUGAGAGAGCUGUUCCACUUCUUGGGUACUUCCCCCAGGAUCUGAUUGGCACCCCAGUCCUUCUUCUCAUGCAUCCCGAUGACAGGCCUGUCAUGUUGGCCAUUCACAAGAAGAUCCUUCAGUACGCUGGCCAGCCGUUCGACCACUCCUCCAUYAGGUUCUGCACGCGGAACGGAGAGUACGUCAUUGUCGACACCAGCUGGUCCAGCUUCGUCAACCCCUGGAGCCGCAAGGUCUCCUUCGUUAUCGGGAGGCACAAAGUCCGCAUAGGCCCGGUGAAUGAGGAUGUGUUUGUGGCCCCGCUCCCUGCCCUCAUGGAGACUAUGGACUCUGAAGUCCAGGAGAUCACUGMGCAGAUCCACAGAUUGCUACUACAGCCAGUGCACAACACUAGCUCCAGUGGCUACGGUAGCGUGGGAAGCAACGACCACCUUGCAGCAUCUCAGGUGAUGACCAGCGAGGGCAGCCYAAGCAGGACACGCAUCGAGGGGGAGAGCAGCUGGGCCAAACCUCAGAGGUCAUUCCAGGAAAUCUGUAAAGGUAUCCACCUCCAGAAGAGUCAGGAACAGCAGAUCUACCAAGCCUCCUCCUCAGCCAGGCCUGAGACCAAGAAGAGCCCUGGCAAGUUCCUCCAGAAGAGUCCAGCUGUGGUGCGUUCCAAGGAAUCUGCAGCCCCUGUGGCCCCUCUGAGUUGGAGGGACAGUGGGGUCAGUGCUGGGGUCAGUGCUGGGGUCAGUGGGCUGAGCCUGGAGGACAGCAGCAGCAGGACUGCAGUACAGGAGGAGCAGCUGGCCUUCAACGACCAAACGGUCUACUCMUACCAACAGAUCAGCKGUCUGKACAGCGUCAUCAGAUAUCUAGAGGGCUGUAAUGUUCCCAUCACUAUGAAGAGGAGGUGCUACUCUUCUGACAGCACUAUGUCCUCAGAUGAGGACAAGCAGAAAGGAGGGGACAAUCCCAUGCAAUUAUCUGAAGAGAUCAUCGUAGAUGUAUCUGUGGCACGGGAGGAGGUGGAGGGGGGCAACCAGACUCCUGGGCCUCCCSCCAAUGCUGUUUCACCUCCCAACCUGGAGAGGGAGCCCUAUAAGAAGCUCGGUCUGACCAAGCAGGUCCUAGUAGCCCACACCCAGAAGGAGGAGCAGACCUUUCUGUGUCGCUUCAGGGAGCAGAGGGGAGUCCAGGCCUUCCAGGCCAACUGUUCCCAAUACCUGGAGCGCCAGAAGGGACAAGGCGCCGCUGAUGCUCUGCCCGCUGUGCGCCCAUGCAAACAGGCCGAGCCCGCUGCCCGUCGAAGUGGGCGCAACAAGAAGACCAAGUCUAAGCGGGUGAAACAGAACGAGUCGUCCGACAGUUCCGUGUCUCAUAGGAGAAGACAGCCGCAGCCCCGACCCCACCUCCUCAACCAGGGCCUCAACCAGACCUCCUGGUCCCCCUCCAACACCUCCCAGUCCACUUUGCUGCCCCUGGCUUACCCCACCGUUGUGUCAGUCUACCCCCUCCAGCUCUACCCUGGGGCGGGCACCAUGGCUGGCACCAUGCCUACUCACCCAGAGAAUUCAUUGGCAGGCUUCRGUGACAGCCAGUGCAACCAGGAUCCCCAGUGCCCGCCACCAAACAUCCAGCCCUUGCCCUUCUCUACUCCYAUGGUGACCCCCGUGGUGGCUCUGGUUCUCCCCAGCUGCAUGUUCCCUCAAAUGGGAAGCGGGGCUCCAGGACAGCAGCCUUUCUACCAGGCCGAGAAAGCCGGCUACCCCUCUCAGUCGCAGCCCUUCCUCCCACAGACAUCCCUCACCUUACCUGCCCAGGGUCCUUUCCCGGCUCAGCCACAGGCCUUCCCCCUACUGACGACCUUCCCAGUCCCCGCCCAGCCUUUCUCAUUCUCCAUGCCCAUGGAGGCUCCCAAGCCACCUGGGGAAACCACCCAGUCUCGCUGCUCCCCGCAUGGGACCAUGGGCGGCAGGGACCAAGCGUCCUCCCCUCCACUGUUCCAAUCAUGGUGCAGCUCGCCCCUGCAGCUCAACCUACUGCAGCUGGAGGAGAYGCGGUGCUCCCUGGAGAGACAAGACAGCAUGGUGGUGGUGCCCUCCGUUGGCACACAAGGGAAUAACGCUGUCAACAUGAAGCGGGGGAGCGUGGUCUGGCAAGCCAUGGAGAAGGUCAAGGAGCUUCAGCAGCCCACAUUCAGUCUGACUGGUCCAAUGGGACCCUUGUACUCCAACAUACUCCUUGUCUGCAAGCUACUAUCAUGGAAUAUAGUGUGCUCUAGGCUGAGGUGUUGCAGUGACGAGGUGGGCUYGCCGGGCAACGGUAACCAUAGCGACGUCAAUUCGUCAUCGAAUGACCUGCUGGACAUCCUGCUCCAUUCAGACUCUCGUUCAGGCACCAGCUCAGGCACUUCAGGGUCCAUGGGUUUCAGCUCUAAUGGCUGCGCAACCUCAGCUAGAACGUCUAACAGCGGAAUGUCUAAUAAAGGUGGAACGUUGGGAUGUAGAACGUCAGCAAGCGGAGAGUCAGCUAGCGGAGUAUCUGGCAGUGGCACAGUAAGCAACAGCCACACAAGCAACAACAGCAGCAACUACUUUGGCACCGUGGACUCCUCCCAGAACAGCUGCCAGCAGGUCAAAGUGCACUCCAGCGGCGGGAGUGGUGGUAGCGUUAGCGAGAGGUGGCCAAUGGAGGUAGAGGAAAGCCAAUGACAAGGGCAUUGAGAGUGUGCUUAGGGAAGACCGAGAGAAACUACUUGUGAUGCAGAAGUGCCAGCCGUGCUUCACCGGGGAGCA